Molecule: messenger RNA, 1802 nt
Organism: Danaus plexippus (monarch butterfly)
Lineage: Eukaryota; Metazoa; Arthropoda; Insecta; Lepidoptera; Nymphalidae
Product: putative Ras-related protein Rab-33
Exons: 5
Coding region: 112-777 (221 amino acids)
Biological process (GO): Rab protein signal transduction
Cellular component (GO): Golgi apparatus; endosome
Molecular function (GO): GTP binding; GTPase activity
Source: RefSeq, a predicted model, not a curated record
AUCAAUGUCACUGACUGUAAUGUUAAUUGUUAUCAUUGAACGCUUGUUAUCAAAAUAUUGAUGUGUUAUUAUUUACUCGCAUCUUGUGAAUUGUAGUAAAUAAAACUAAAAAUGUCAGAUUCAACAAACGAAAUUGUUCCUGGGUUAGGACAGAAGAAAGUUUUUAAAAUAAUUGUGCUGGGUGAUUCUGGGGUAGGAAAAACAUGUCUCACGUACCGUUUUUGUGAAGGACAGUUUUUAGAUAAAUCAGAGGCUACAAUAGGGGUGGACUUCCGAGAAAGAACAAUACGCAUUCGUAACGAAGAUAUUAAGUUACAGCUAUGGGACACAGCUGGUCAAGAGAGGUUCCGUAAAUCCAUGGUGCAGCAUUACUACCGUAAUGUACAUGCGGUGGUGAUAGUUUAUGAUGUCACCAAACCGGAAACAUUCCAUUCCAUUACAAGCUGGAUGUCGGAAGUGGAGUCCCACGGUUUGACAAAAGCUCCUCGUGUGCUGGUCGGUAACAAAUGUGACUGUGGAUCACCUUCUGAUAGACUGGCCACAGUGUAUGCCCAACGUCUAGCCGAUAGAUAUGGGAUGCCGCUCUUCGAAACCUCAGCCUUACUGGACUCGGAGUGUGACAAUGUCGAGUCCAUCUUCAUAACCCUGGCACACAAGCUAUACUCUCAUCAGCCUUUCAGGGUUGUGAGUGUUGAGGGAGAACUAGGUCCAAGACUGGUAACACUUAAUCGACACAAGAGGAAUACAACAAGUAAUGAUAAUUGCCUCUGCAGUUAGAUGCUGAAUAAAAUACAAGUUAAAUCUAAUAUUUUAUAAAAGCUCAGGGUAUACAAGGCAGUGAAUUAUGUAUUGGCAUUGAAAUAAAAAUGGCUAAUAUAAAUACCUGUUCAAAUAUAAAAUUCAGCUUAGACAUUAUUGUUGUAUUGUGAAGUUUUAUUAAUGACUGUGUGUUAAAAAUUCGUGAAAAUCUGUUUUUUUUUUUCAACAUGACAACAUUAUACCUGUUCAAGAUGCGUUUUUUAAACAGAUAUGUUUCUAAACUAUGCAUCUUCAUUAACAUAGAACCAGUUAGUUAAUUUAAUUUUCAAUAUGAAAGGUUUGUUUGGAAACGUUUUCUUGUUAUUUAUUUAUUUUUAUUUUUAGCAAUAGGAGUAUUCAAAAGUUACAUGAUAAGGGUUUUAUUUUUAUUUAUAUUCUGUAACCAUGUAUGUAUAUCAUAAUAUGUAGUCAGUUCAUACAUGCAACAUGUCAAUUAGGUAUUGACAGGAUAUUAGACUAUUUUGAACAGAUUAUAUAUGUAUAUAUUAACAUUUUAUUUUUAAUUUUAACUGAUUAUAGACUAAGUAAAAUAAUGAUGCUAUUUAUUUUUUCUCAUCCGCAGUAGUCUGACGUCACUGUCAAUGAAUUCGAACAAACAAAACAAUAACCGUAUUUAUUUGAAACAGCUUAUUUUUAGUCUAUGGUUUAAAAAAAAAAGAAAGUGUGUAGUGAACUUUAGUUGGAAUAUAAUUUUAUAAGCAAUUCUAUUAAUAAUUUUAAUGUAAGAUCGUGUUGUUUACAUUAAUUUCAUCUUUUAUUUAAUGUGUAUUUCUUCAUUCCCGACUGAUCUCUGUGGUAAUCAUUUUGUCUUAUGAUAUUAUACUAUUUUCGUUUUAUUUUAAUGUUAUCAAUACUUCCAGGCACUGAAAGUAAACUUAUGAGACGGCAGCUGAUGGAUAAAAUUUUAUUAUGUGCCAAAUUAAUAAAAAAAAAAAAUAUUCGAUAAUGUUUUAUUUUCUAAAAAUAAAGUUUUGAAAAUAUAA